Saprolegnia parasitica CBS 223.65 is the source of this 1154-nucleotide messenger RNA. RefSeq lists its product as hypothetical. The transcript is spliced from 3 exons. The record is from RefSeq and is a predicted model, not a curated record. Lineage: Eukaryota; Oomycota; Saprolegniomycetes; Saprolegniales; Saprolegniaceae. Gene Ontology annotation, cellular component: cytoplasm. Bases 144 to 1154 code for a protein of 336 amino acids.
AGGACCACGAGGUGAGCGCGUGGGAUGGUGGCGUCAAGACCGUCGCCCAAGACGACGACGGCGACGGCGAGGCCGCGGUGCCAACGUCGGUCUUGCACCCGCGCUCGGUCGUCGAGGUCGCCGAGUUUCGGUCGUUUGAUCCGAUGAACAACUACUACGACGGUCUGCUCUCGGGCGAUGGCAAGCUGCGCCGCGAGACGCUUGAAGCCGCGCAAGACCACGUGCGCCAGUCACUCGAAGCGUGCGACUCGAUCCAGGGCGUCCAAUGCUUUGUGGACGUCGACUCGACCUGGGGUGGCUUUGCGACAGAAGUCCUGCGCGAGCUCCGCGAAGAGUGUCCCUCGGCCUUUGUCAUGUGCGCCGGCCUCGACGAGCGGUACCCGCUCGUACCGCAGGUUGGCCUCUUUGACCAAGCCAAGCACGACGGCCGCCGCGCCAUCAACAUGGCGUCCUCGAUCCUUCAUCUGCACGAGCUCUCGGACGUCUUCUUCCCACUGGCCACGUCCGGCGACGCAAGAGGCUCAUUUUCAACGUUGUCGUUGGCGUCGACCGACGGGCCGCUGCUGACGGCCGCGGCCUGGGACGUCAUGUCGGCGCCCUACCGCUUCCCGCGCACUUCCAACAUGCAGAUGCGCAACGUCGCCUUUCCGCUGCGGCGCAGCAUGAAGGUCAUGGAACUCGCUUGCCUCUUGGAUCCGCCGACCGACUUUUUCCAGCAAAGUGGCGCCACCCGCUUGGCGCUCCUCGAGGCCGCGUCGCUGCUGCCGAUUGGCGUGCAAGAUCCAUCGUGGACGCGGUCGCGUCAGUACCAUUUGCAGCUCCUGACGCUGCGCGGCGACCCCCGUGCGUUUGCCGGCGUGACGAUGCCGACGUGGCAGCUCAAGGCGCCGUUCGACUUUUGCCACCUCGUGACACUCCAGCGUCCCUCGGUCGCACUGCCCGAAGCACCCGUCUUUGCUUCGAUGGCGUCGCCGGCGUGUCUCUCGGCGGUCAUGAUCACGGACGCGAUCCCCAAGUAUCUGAGUGGCCUCGCGCAUGGCGUGCAGACGAUCGACCGCCGCGUUCUCCACGAGUAUGUCCAAGCCGGCAUGAGCUUUGACGCGCUGCGCGAGCUGCACUCGGACUUGCUCACGCUCUCGGACUCGUCGCUGUAG